Molecule: messenger RNA, 1148 nt
Organism: Drosophila arizonae
Lineage: Eukaryota; Metazoa; Arthropoda; Insecta; Diptera; Drosophilidae
Source: RefSeq, a predicted model, not a curated record
AUGAAGUCUUUGUGUUUGCUGUUGCUGUUAGUCAGCUCUUCGAUUGGGGUUCGCUGUCAACUGCAGUGCAAUUCGGGGUCCAGUGCGCGGCAGAAGCGCAUUGUCAUACGAAAUCCGGGAGCUGGGGAGCUAAGCAAGCUGGCUAGCUGCCACUAUGAGGUAGCGCCGUGGAGUGCACAGGUCUGUCAAGUGCGCAUCGAUUUCGAGCGCUUGGAGCUGGCGCAGCCAAAACUCAAUGCCAGCACGCAGCUGCUGGAGUGCGUCGAUUUUGUGCAGGUGCAGCGUUUUCAGCUCUGCGGCCGCAACAACGGACAGCAUUUGUACGUGCACUUGCAACGGGGCCAGACACUCAAACUGCACUUCAACUUGGCCAGCCACUCGACGCAGUCCACGUGGCAGCUGACGCUAACACAAAUCGAGUGUCUGCAGCAGCACACGCAGCAGCCAGCAGCUGCGCCCGCCGCAGCCAGUGCUCCCCAGUUGCCGACAGUGCGACCUCUGCUGCCCCUCCUCAGCAAUUUGCUGCCACGCACCAUUUUUGGGGCCAACUCCGCUGGGGGACCGGCAGCUCAGCUCAUUCAGACACUGACAGCACCCUCGCCAGCGGAUCUGGAACUGCAGGCUCCACUCGGCUGUGAUCAGUACUGGCGCAGCUCGUCGGGCGGCAUUGUUAGCUUCAAUUUCGCUGGCGGCGUUUAUAUGGCCAACAUGAAGUACGCCAUCUGUGUGGCAGGUGGGGCUGAUCGUGAAAUCAGCUACAAGAUAGAACACUUUGCUUUAUCGAAAUUCAAUGGUGCUCCUGGGCCUGGCUACGAUACGGACUGUCACAGUACGGUGCGCACUAUGGGGCGUGCCUCGGACUAUCUGUUAAUACCCAACUCAUAUGUGGCCGAUAAUCAGGCGCUGCAGCCCACCUAUUAUUGUGGCAAUGGCCUGGCUGGCAGCAAACUAAUCGCACGUCCGCCCUUCGUCAUUCAUUUCAGCAGCGAUGCGCAGACGAGCGAUACUGAAACGGGCUUCCAACUGACAUAUGCCGUGACAAAAGCCGUCUAAAUUGCAGACCAAAUUAUAUAGAUAUAUAUGUAUGUAUGUAUGUGUAUAUUAUAUUUGCAUAUUGACAUUAUUAAAUGUGGCACAGUUACAGUGGG